AUGGGGACCUCGGGACGUAACUCACCAAUUGUUAAUUACACUGCCAGAAAUGGCUCGAUCGCGCAUUCCCGAACUAACCGAACAUGCUAUCACCUCCAAAGCUUGGCUGUAUGGCUCAUAACCUCACUUCCUGGCGAUCGAAACUGUAGCAAGUGGAACCAAUGCGCCUAUGUUACACGGUCUAUAGCUGAAGAAUUUAUUGAAUCGAGCUUGCACAAGGCGCCUUUACUUCUCUUCCUCUCCUCGCUGUUGGUUGACCAGGUAAUGUUCCGUGCGUCUGUGGAUUUUGCUGAGAAGUGGGCCCAGCUGAGCCAGAUUGUUUUUCGUCUCAUUCGGUGUGAGUCAGUUAGUCGUGAUAGUUGGAGUGCUAGUUUCUCAGACGUGUAUACACUGUGCAACUCACGACCGGUUUCUCAUGCACCUACUCUGUAUUCCGCCACUGCUGCCCUUAUAAGCGCACGGGUAAAAGAAAUUGCCACAGAGUUGGAGCAGUUAGACGACUCGAAGCUUCUCCCAGCUUAUGUACAUCACUGGACGACUUUCCACAAAGGACUGACUUAUCUGGAUAAUCUUUAUAGAUUUGUCAAUCAACAAUAUGUGAGAACUUUGCGACCAACAGAAGCUGAGAUGUGCUAUAGUGCAGUGUUACCCAUGGCGGAUCGCCACACGAUGGAGAUAUUGGAAGUUGGCCUAGCCCACUGGAAGCUCUACCUGCUUGACUUGAUUAAAGACAGGUUGUCCGCUUGUCUAGUGCGGGAAGUGCAGAAUGAUAGGAUGGGCAUCGAUGGACAACAAGAUUGCAUCCAUGCUUCAGUUGAAUCUUUUCGCCGGGUAGGGGAACUGAGGGACAAUGAACGAGCAGGCAUGGAUAUCUAUAACAAAAUAUUCCAAGCACCCUUACUCGAGUCGACCAAAACAUUCUAUACUAGUUGGGCAGCCAGUCGCGAGACCGAGCUUGCUUGCUCACAGUACGUCAACGAGGCCCUCAUUCUCCGCGAGGAAGAGAAAAAUAGAGCUUUGCGUUACUACAAGCGAUCGUUUCUAAAGGUCCAGGCCCUGUUCCAAGAGGUUGUUGUCAAAGCCCGUUUGGACUUUAUCAAUCAAAGUGUUCGUCACCUGGUGGCUGAAGAGCACAAAUCAGAAUUACGAAACCUGUUUCAGCUUUUGGCUCCGGACAACUUAUGCUCGGAGUUGUCGCAUUGGUUUGGACAGCAUAUCAUGCAGUUGAUACGUGAAGCCAUUGCCGGACUCCCACGUGACCUAGCUCUUGCACCUGCACAUUUUGUGGAGAACCUGCUGUCUAUUCGAAACCGAUUCAUCCAGUUUAUCGAUGAAAUAUUUGACGGUAUGAGCCUGUUCCGGAACCAAAUGGACAAGGCAUUCAAUCAGGCCAUUAACGAUCGAACUGUUGUCAACACUGCACCAGGAGGUUCCGGUUCGAAAUCUCCCGGACCGCGACCGUCUGAGCUGCUCAGUCGCUACAUGGAUGGUCUACUGAGAAAGUCUUCCAAGUCCUCCGAAUCUGAACUUGAAUCCAAACUCACAGAAUCCAUUUCAAUCUUCAAGUAUAUUGAUGAAAAGGAUGUGUUCCAAAAGUACUACCAGCGUAUGCUCUGCAAGCGCCUAAUCUCCAACACUCCCUCGUCAAUGGAACUCGAAGAAUCUGUGAUCAACCAGCUGAAGGCAGUCUGUGGUUACGAAUUCACCGGGAAGUUCCAUCGAAUGUUCAAUGAUGUUCAACUAGCCCCGGAACUGAACCGGAAGUUUGACGACUUCUUGGCGACAAAUAAUGUUCAUUUUAGAUUCGGCCAUCACUUCAACGUACUUACGCAAUGUUCCUGGCCCAUCAACCUAACCGGCGUAGUUGAAUUCAAACUCCCAGACGAGUUGCAACAAUGCACUUCACAAUUCGAAGCAUUCUACGCUGCUUCAUAUCAAGGCCGGAAGAUGCGUUGGGCACAUCAAUCUUCAACGGUGGAGCUGACGUUACUGUUCGCGGACAAGCCUUAUCAAAUACAGGCGCCGACAUUACAUGCGUCCAUUUUGUUACUGUUUGAUGUUUUGGACUCAGACGUAAUCCUAGUGCGUGAUUUAUCUUCCCGCAUUCAGCUGAUUUCAGCAGAUACCGUUGCCGGUGGGAGCAGUUCGGAAAAUCCUCUGACGGCUGUGGCGGCGACCCCCGGAAGUUCCAAUGAUGCGAUGGAUACAACUCCUGAUUCCGUUAGUGGUGCUCCCUAUGAUCAGAUUCACCGAAUACUAGGUCCGCUGCUAGAAAUCAAUAUCCUCUCUUUGGAGUCUGCGGAUUCCUCUUUUAGUGAGACGGAUAAGCCUACCCUCUCUCCUUCGACUCGUAUUGUUUUGAAUCGAGCAUUCAAGAACAAGCGCCUCAAAUUUCGCGUGAAUUUCGGAUCACAAGUCAAGGAGACCACACAGACGGACGCAGAACAAGUAGAGAGGCAAGUGAACGAAGACAGACGAUAUUUUAUCCAAGCUGCCAUAGUCCGCGUCAUGAAAUCAAGGAAACAAAUUGACCACGUCAGUUUGAUAAAGUCCGUAUUCCAACAGGCCAGUGGUCGCUUUCAACCCUCCAUACCGUUAAUCAAAAGAUGUGUUGAGACCCUCAUUGACAAAGGAUAUAUUGAACGUAGCCCCUAUGAUCCCGACCAGUACAACUACCUUGCAUGACCAUUGUUUUUUUCUAAUGACUUAUAUGCGAUAUCCGGGAGCUCAAAUGUUCUACGAGAGGAGGCACAAUUCAGAUACAAUCAAUUAUAUUUCAAAAACGAGUUUCUCGCAGUUUUCACGAAAAGUGUGGGUGUGAAGUUAUUUUUUAAAUGGCACCCGUCUUUCCUAACUGUUCCUUGAGUAUCAUUAUACUACGGCGUUGAUCUUCCGGCAACAUGGCCAACUGUUCGUCGGACAACUGCAACACUUGCAUGAUUAGGGCGACUUUUUCUUGCUCACCCUGUCCGGCCAAUAUGCUGUUUGGACCCAUAUUCGCAGCCGCUGCAGCGGCGAUUGCAGGUGUGAUAGGCUGAAAAAUGAGAGCAAAAAUAUCUGAAUAGUUCGGUCUUCGACGUGGGAUCUAAUAAAAACGUGAAAGUUCUAUUUUUCAAGUAGUACUCCGUAAUUGUUUGACAGGAAAUUACACAGGUACAGUAGUCCUCAAGGGAGGCCACCAUAGGAAAGGUGGAAUUCGACAUCCACUGCGAUCCAACUCUCGAGAGAGACCAAAACACCAGGUUGUGGGUCAGGGAAUG
Opisthorchis viverrini is the source of this 3260-nucleotide messenger RNA. RefSeq lists its product as hypothetical. Gene Ontology annotation, molecular function: ubiquitin protein ligase binding. NCBI's taxonomy places the organism in Eukaryota, Metazoa, Platyhelminthes, Trematoda, Opisthorchiida, Opisthorchiidae. The transcript is spliced from 14 exons. The record is from RefSeq and is a predicted model, not a curated record. Gene Ontology annotation, cellular component: Cul2-RING ubiquitin ligase complex; SCF ubiquitin ligase complex. The coding region runs from base 1 to 2685 and encodes 894 amino acids. Gene Ontology annotation, biological process: SCF-dependent proteasomal ubiquitin-dependent protein catabolic process; protein ubiquitination.